This is a messenger RNA of Lodderomyces oxycetoniae, 2622 nucleotides long. RefSeq names its product Esc4p (gene ESC4). The transcript has a single exon. Lineage: Eukaryota; Fungi; Ascomycota; Pichiomycetes; Serinales; Debaryomycetaceae. The record is from RefSeq and is a predicted model, not a curated record. Gene Ontology annotation, cellular component: Cul8-RING ubiquitin ligase complex; nucleus. The coding region runs from base 1 to 2622 and encodes 873 amino acids. Gene Ontology annotation, biological process: DNA double-strand break attachment to nuclear envelope; double-strand break repair.
AUGUUUAAAGGGUCAACUUUUCUAAUAAUUGUGUCCCUGGGGUUAACCAAAAAGCAAGCAGACGCUCUACAUGAAACCUUGACGCUAUAUAAUGCUGAAGAUGUCUUUGUUAAGGAAAGUGGUGACAAGUCGUGCAAUUUCCUUUCUCCGCCAUUAAUAACCCAUAUCAUCACAUUAACUGUUGAUUUCAUCGAGUACAACCAAGCUUUAAAGUCAAUGAUACCAAUAACUACACCAGAUUGGAUCCAUGCAUGUAUAUCUGAGAACAAACUACAGUCAAGCAAACCUUAUAACCCGAAUCCUGCAUUUUUCAUGAAAAAAUGUUUUAUAUGUUGUGCUGAUAAUCUACCUCAUGGUGAUAAAGACCUUUUGUAUGAGACAAUAAAGGCGUUUGGUGGGAACUAUACGGAUGUCUUAACGAAAUACACUACCCACUUGAUUGCCAUGGAUAUGACCAACGAAAAAUCUCUACUUGCAGGCAGUCUCAUUCAAGACGAAACGUCCCGUGAUCCGGUAAAAGAUAUAAAGAUUGUCUAUCCUCACUGGAUCGAUCAUUGUAUUAGAAUGGGUCAACAGUUGGAUGAAACAAAGUAUUUGGUUCCUGAUACAGAUUUGAUUCAUAUUGACAAUGAUGAUGGUGAUGAAGGUGGCGAUGGAGAAAAUUUGGAUACACUCUUGAAUGAUUCCUUGCCUCUGGAUACUAAUAAUGACCCUUGCGAGUCAGUGGACUUCUUCAAUAGAAAACAAUUUUACAUUAGUUCCGAUUUCAAUUUGUCGCAACGUUUGUCUAAUGCUGUCAAGGCUCUAAUUGAGAAAUAUGGUGGGAUAAUCAAAAGUACAUUUGAUGAGGAUACAGAUAUAUACCUUGGGCGAUAUCGUAGUGGAGAGUCAUACAGAAAAAGUUGUCAAAAAAAUAGUAGGACCAUUGUUGCUAAUUUUCAAUGGUUUUACUCCAUCGUGAUAAACAAGUGUUGGGUACUGCCUUUAGAUUCAAAUAUACUUUACUAUCCAGUCCCCAUUGAGCCAAUACAAGGUUUCAAAAAUCUCAAUAUCUCGAUAACAAACUAUAGUGGUGAUGCGCGGGCAUAUUUGUCGAAAUUGAUAAUCUUGAUGGGCGGCUCUUUCACGAGAACUUUAACCAAGGACAACGAUUAUCUAGUCUGUGCCAAAGCUGAAGGUAAAAAGUAUGAAGCUGCAAAAGGAAGAUGGUUGAAUUCGUGGGGAGAAUGCGAUGUUAAAGUGGUGAAUCACUUGUGGUUAGAAGAUUGUUUUGUUAAAUGGGCCAAAUUGGACGAUCUGGAUGAAAGGUAUACAAAUUUUGGAAGCUCUGUGGGGAUGGAACCUUUAGUUGGUAGGGUUUUGUUGGAUAAAGAGGUACUAAAAGAACAACUAGAAAUUCAAAACCUCACAAAUGAAACAGGAAACAUCGAUGAUAGCAUGAGUGAGGAUGAGAGCACGCAAUCCAGAAGACUUCUACCUUCUUCUGUUAUGUCAAAUAUCAACAAAGAAAGUACUACUUCUCUUUCGAAAACCAAAAGUUCAACAACCACAUCUCACAAGAGUGGAGAUGAUAUGGUUAGCACAGUAUCAUCGCCACAAGCACCACCACCACCAAUGGAUGGAACUCCAAAUAAGUCUGAAGCAAUGCUGGAUUUGGUUUCUCCUCCCAAAACCCCAAAUGACUUUGCUGACCCUAUUUCUGGAUCUGGUAGAUACGGCGGGAGAUCUGCUGCGAAAAAAGCAGCAGCUAAAUUGCAUGAUAAUAUGAGUGACUUAAAUGCUUAUCAAGAAAUGUCCAAGAGUACAAGAAAAAUGAAACAUUAUAUGGACGAGUUGGAAAAAGCCACAAUGUCAAAGAAAAAGCAGUUGGAUGAUAACACGGGUACAGUUAAUGAAACAACGCCACCUGAGUCUAAGAAACAGCGUACUGAGGAAUACGAGAUUAUAGCCAUAUUAACGGGUUGUGAACUGAAUAUUGAAUUGUCGAGAAACAAUUGUGCGAAACUCCAGUCUGUUGGUAUUAAGAUUAUUAAUGAUUUGUCAAAACUCAAGCCAAACACAUUAAUAGCGCCAAAGAUUCUACGAACGGAAAAGUUUUUGAGAAGUUUGAGCACAGUCGAUAAAAUCAUUCACCCCUCAUUCAUUGUUGAUGUGUUGGCCAAUGUUGAAAACGAGAAUGUUUUGAAACAGUACAAAAUUCAAGAUUACUCGUUAGACAAAAUGAAUCCUACUGCGAACUCCGAUUUGGGAGUUACAGAUUUGCAGUCAUUGUUGAGCAACAAGACGUCUUCUCCAGGAUCACUAUUUGCCGAUAUAGAGUUAAAUCUAAGCAGCAAUUUGAACGGUGGAGUUGAGGUAAUCUCGAGGAUCUUGAAAGAUCACGGUCUAAAGAAUUUCAAAGAAAUUAAAGCGUCCUCAGUAAUACUGAAAAAGACUCCAGUUUUGAAGUGUCGUCUUGGUAAUACACCAACAACAAUCCUUAUUGCUAACAAGACAAAAGAUGUAAAGUUGAUAAAUAGUUUCAAGAAAUCAAUAGGUAAUAGUUUAGUUCUAGAUUGGGAUUGGUGUGUCAAAUCAAUAUUCGCGAUGCACCUACAAGAGGUUGAUGAUCAUAAAUUAUAG